Branchiostoma belcheri (Belcher's lancelet) is the source of this 2209-nucleotide messenger RNA. Its product is annotated as aristaless-related homeobox protein-like. Gene Ontology annotation, biological process: regulation of transcription by RNA polymerase II. Gene Ontology annotation, molecular function: DNA-binding transcription factor activity, RNA polymerase II-specific; RNA polymerase II transcription regulatory region sequence-specific DNA binding. The transcript is spliced from 4 exons. The record is from RefSeq and is a predicted model, not a curated record. Lineage: Eukaryota; Metazoa; Chordata; Leptocardii; Amphioxiformes; Branchiostomatidae. Bases 85 to 1233 code for a protein of 382 amino acids.
UACCAGUGCCGAGGGUUCACCACAAACUUUCUUAAGAAGAUAUCGUACUUUCGUGAAUGUCGAAGUCUGAGAGGAGACUCUAGGAUGACUUCGUUGAAAUCGCCGUACAGCAUCGAGGGAAUACUCGGGCGGACUAGCCACCCCUCCCGAGGGAGCGACGGAAGAGGGUCGGUGAUCGUCGCGGGACUUGGGUUGAUUGGGCCUGCUCCUGGGGCAAAGGAGGCGCGCUCUAUCCUCGUGCAAAAAAAUUGCGGCGGGAUGAAUAGCGAGGUGACGCCUGUCGGCAGAGCGGCGGGGAGGACGGACAAUAGCGGGGAAACUGCCGCCCUGGAUUUCUCCAUGAAAAGAAAAUCAGCAGAGGACAAGGCAGACGUACAGCAAGACUUAAACAGCAACCAUUUCUCGGAGAAAGAGAUCAAACAGGAGGACAUGGAGGGGGAGGACAGCGGGAGCGAGAGCGACUGUGGCCCGCUGGGGAGCGACCUUCCCCCGUGCGGCAGCCCAACAAGCUCCGGUCCCGCCCACGAGGACAAACUGAACGAUCUCUGUGACAGUAUCAACGGACAAGUGAAUUCUUUAGCCGGAAUUGACUUGGAAAACGGCGGGAAAAGGAAACAAAGACGUUACCGAACGACGUUCACAAGCUACCAGCUGGAAGAGUUAGAACGGGCCUUUGCCAAGACCCACUACCCCGACGUUUUCACCAGGGAGGAGCUAGCGAUGAGGGUGGAUCUAACCGAAGCAAGAGUACAGGUUUGGUUCCAGAACCGGCGGGCUAAAUGGCGGAAGCGGGAAAAGGCCCAGGCCCAGCAACAAGCUCAGAUGCAGCUGCACCACCCUGGGGGCCUCCCGGGUGUCCACCCCUACCUGGACAUGGGCUGUGCUCCCCACCACCCCGGGGAACACCCCCCGGGGGUCCCCGGACUGAGCUGCCCGCCCCUGUCCCCUCUCCCUCCCGCCCUCCACCCCGGAUCGUUCCCCCUCCACCCGGCGCUCGGCGGCGGGCUGCUCAGAACGCCGCUGGGUCCGGCGGGGUUCUCGCCGUUCCUCCGCGGCGCCGCUCCCGUGCUCCGCCCGAUGCUGCAGGUGGACGGGCUGCAGGCGCUGGCCGAGUCCGACCGUCGGGCCUCAAGUAUCGCCACUCUCCGCCUGAAGGCCAAGGAGCACUCGGCACAGAUCGAAGCGCUGGGACAACACGCUAAAACUACUCCACUCAAGGAGGUGUGCUCGUGAGGACCGGACGACUGCAGGGGCGGGCCAGUUGGUCGUUCAAAGGACGGGCGAUGGACUUAUUCUCUUCAGAGCAAAAAGAAUAGGCCAAAUACAAGGACGAAUGAUUUUCCAGAGGAGUUAGCGACUUGCCUUUUGACAACGCAGGGCGAUGCUAUGUAACUCUAUGACCAACUUAUUCCUCUGCAAAAUUAUUCGCCCUAUUUGGUCAAUUUCUUUUUCAGUGUUUAGGCGACUCAAGGGGUCUAGUAGCGACUACACAGAGAAGGCCACGUACCUUACUCCAAAAAAAUCUCCCUGUCGAAGAGCCUACCAAUGUCCCAUAUUUUGUCUCUUUCUGGAUUUCCCUCAAACCGCACCCUCCAAGUCUCGUUAGAACAUCAAUUUGCCCGCCCAAUUUUUAAGAUCUUUAACCGGCUUUGCUGCAAUGUCUUAAAAAUAUCAUGUCUGUCCAAGUCUUGUGAGUAAUUACCCCGGCCGUGGGUCUGUUGCGUUGCUGUUUGACCCAGUGUAAAGCGAGUAGAAACGUAUUGUGCAAUCUUGUUGUCGUUGUUGUUAUCUGUGAAUAUCUUAUGCCAGUCAGUUUUCGUUGAUGUUGUACCAUACAAAGAAUUACAAAAUGUAGUUACAGAACUGACAAUCUCUUUUACAUUACGUGUCAUUACGAUCUCUACAUACAUGCGUUUUCCCAUAUACACGUACUUGUGUUAUGUCAGUAGGGCAAAUGACAAAUUCUAGUCUUCAACCCCGAACCCUGCUCCUGAGAAUAAGAGGAGAUGGGGGGAUUGAACAACAAUUUGACAAACAAAAUACAAAUGUACAAAACGCACGACUGUUACUUUCUUUUACUCUAACUCUAGGAUUGGCACCUUUUUGGAACAAAUUUCCAAGUCGAAAACUUCAAGAGGCCGUUUGGGUGCACGGGCUAGGCUGUUCUAAACCGACCAAGCCAUGCCACCGUGGUCAUAUCACGUAAAAC